CUAUAAUAUAUAUGUCAUUUGGUGCUGUGUUAUUUAUACAUCUAUCUAAAAGUAUUUUCGUGCCACCAUUUGAUAGUUUCUCUACCUUGGUAACUAAUACUAAAUACAACAUUAUUGGUCUGAAGGAUACAAUCGCAGAAGGUAUAUUUAAGAUUAAUAAGGAUCCAUUUUUACAAGCAAAACAAAUGGAACGCUUGAUAUUAGCAUCAACAUUUGAGGAUAUGCAUAAAAAAGCAUGUUUUUCCAAAAAAGAGAAAUACGUCAUAUUUCAAACCGAAGUAAUGCAUAAAGCGGUUGGAAAUAGUAUGUGUCAUUUGAUUAACGUUGGAGAACCUUAUACGAAAACAUGGAUAACUUCCGGCAUCGUGAAGAAUUUUAAAUACAAAAGAAGUAUUGAUCUUGGGAUACUUAAAUUAAUGGAAAUUGGACUAUUAAACGUGUUAAAAAAACGUUGGUUGGAAAAUGGUUUUAAAUAUUACGCUGAAGAUGAGACACCGAAACCAAUUGAAUUACAUCAAGUUUCUUUAAUAAUUGCAGUAAUGUGCUGUGGGGCGAUUAUAGCUCUCAUUAUUUUCAUAAUCGAAAAAAUUAUAUUUACUUAUAAAUUAAAGCAAUUAUGAACAUUUUUCC
Molecule: messenger RNA, 630 nt
Organism: Acromyrmex echinatior (Panamanian leafcutter ant)
Lineage: Eukaryota; Metazoa; Arthropoda; Insecta; Hymenoptera; Formicidae
Product: glutamate receptor ionotropic, kainate 5-like
Cellular component (GO): membrane
Molecular function (GO): ligand-gated monoatomic ion channel activity
Source: RefSeq, a predicted model, not a curated record